Purpureocillium takamizusanense is the source of this 1510-nucleotide messenger RNA. RefSeq names its product NADPH:quinone reductase. Gene Ontology annotation, molecular function: zinc ion binding; quinone reductase (NADPH) activity. Gene Ontology annotation, biological process: cellular response to oxidative stress. The transcript is spliced from 2 exons. The record is from RefSeq and is a predicted model, not a curated record. Gene Ontology annotation, cellular component: cytoplasm. NCBI's taxonomy places the organism in Eukaryota, Fungi, Ascomycota, Sordariomycetes, Hypocreales, Ophiocordycipitaceae. Bases 182 to 1510 code for a protein of 442 amino acids.
AUCUCUAACCUUUGCCUAUACGCACUAUGCCGGGCCGGCCCCUCACUGCCCUUUCACGCACUUCAUCUUCCCACCAGUCAUCCGUCGUCGCCCCUUGAGCCGCGCAUCGGGGGAGCUUGUUUCGGCAGCAUACGGCCGUAGCUUGAAAGUCCGGUGCUUCGUCUUCCUCCUCCCGGAGCCAAUGGCCCGAUUCAUUCCACCAUUUGCCCCGCGAGCCCUGCGCACGAUAUCCACUGCUGCAGUCCGUCCUCCCGGAGCCUCCGCCUCGUGCCCCCUUAUCAGCCGCGCCGGCGCCGCUGCUCCUGCCUCUGCCGCCGCCCCGCAUCGACGUCAUCUCCAGCCGUCGUUGCCCCUCCAUGUGCCCCGCGCAUCCAUCACUACCACAUCAUUAUCACCUGCCGCAUCCUCCGCACCUCGGAUAUCAUCACCACCACCACCACCAUCAGCUUCUGCGGCAGCAAGGAGAAAAAGCUUCAGCACCACAUUAGCGACAGCAUCAGCAUCAUCACCAUCAAACAUGGCGCCCCUCCCCGCCACCAUGAAGGCCAUCCAGAUCGCCAAAAACGGCGGCGUCGAGGUCCUCGAGCUCAACGACGUCCCCGUCCCCAAGCCCGGCCCCGGCCAGGUCCUCGUGCGCAACCGCUUCUCCGGCGUCAACUUCAUCGACACGUACUUCCGCACGGGACUGUACGCCGCGCCGGGCUUCCCGCUGACCCUCGGCCGCGAGGCCGCCGGCGAGGUCGUCGCCGCGGGCGCCGACGUGCCCCCCGCGCUGAGCCAGCCCGGCACCCGCGUCGUGUACAUGGACCAGGCCGGGUACGUGCAGUUCGCCGCCGUCCCCGCCGACAAGCUCGUCGUCGUGCCCGACGCGCUGACGCUCGAGCAUGCCGCCGCCGCUUUCCUCCAGGGCCUCAGCGCGUGGACGUUUGUGCGCGAGGCGGGCGAGGUCAAGGCCGGGCAAUGGACGCUCGUGCACGCUGCGGCGGGUGGCGUCGGGUUGCUGCUCGUGCAGAUGCUGCGCAGCGUGGGAGCAAAGGUCAUCGGCACCGCGAGUUCCGAGGAGAAGCGUGAGCUUGCGCGCAAGAAUGGCGCCGGGUGGACCGUCGACUCGCACGGCGAUGUCGUCGCGGAGGUCAAGAAGAUUACUGGCGGGCACGGCGUCGACGUCAUCUUUGACGGCGUCGGCAAGGCCACCUUUGACGCCGACCUCGAGAUGAUUGCCAUGAAGGGCCACCUUAUUUCGUUUGGUAACGCGUCCGGCGCCGUCCUGCCCCUCUCCAUCCUCAAGCUCGGCCCGAAAAACGUCAAGCUCAUGCGCCCCGUCGUCAACGGCUACGUCGCCGAGCGCGCCGACCUCGAGCGCUACUCGGCCGAGCUCUUUGACCUCAUCGCCUCGGGCAAGGUCAGCGUCGCCAUCCACAAGACCUACGCGCUCAAGGACGUGGCCCAGGCCCACCAGGACAUUGAAAGCCGCAAGACGACGGGAAAGCUCUUGUUAGACUGCGAGUAA